AUGACAACCAAGCCAACAACCUCCACCAAAGCUAGAGAGGACUUUCUAGCUCCUCUCGAUUACCAGGCUGCCUUUAUAAAAUCUUCGAUAUCCGAUAUGGCGAAUCCGCGGAAUUGGAGCGUCGCGAAGAAGCGGUUGUUGUUUGCGGCACUGAUGUCUAGUUCGCUACUUGCCGAUGGAGCAAUGACUUGGGGCGCAACGUUGAUUGUGACCCAGGCCGAGAAUUGGGGUGUUAGUAUCAACUAUUCCGCGACGAGUAUGAAUUAUGGGAUUCUACUUCAGGGUUUUGGGGGAAUAUUUGCUGUUCCGUUUAUCGAGGCUUAUGGAAGACUCCCCGUCUGGUUCUGGACUCAGGUCGUUACCAUGUUCAUGGUCCUCGGCGCUACAUUCUCAACUUCCUACCCCGUCUUCACCACUUUCCGGUCUCUUCAGGGUCUCUUCGGCACUGUGCCGCAAGUCGUCGGACUGUCUAUCAUUCACGACAUGUACGAUCCAAAGGAUUGGCCGCAGAUGAUCAAUAUCUGGGCAACGACGUUCCUCGUCGGACCUUUUCUAGGGCCCGCAAUAGCAGGUUAUUUACUCGUCGCAAGCCAGUAUCGCUGGAUUGUGUCGUUCGGUGUCUUGACUGCUCUUUAUGGCCUGUCAACUGUAUUGAUUAUGUUCUGCGGUUACGAGACUUACUACUACCAAGACAACGAAACCUCUCAUCACAAUAAUAAAUAUUCAACGAUGAACAGGGUAUACUCCUUCAUUGGUCUGAACAACAACAACACCCACCUCGACAAACGCUCCACCUUGGUCUCCGAAUCGAGUACAUUGCUGAAACUGGUAUUCAGACUUCCGCUUUUGCUAACAGGCAUAUCGACGAUGAUCAAUUUCUGCUGGCCCAUCGGAAUCACGGCGACGGUAGAGACGUUUUUGCAUUCGCCGCCGUAUCUGUUUGAUGAGAUUCAGGCGGCGUCUAUGCGGUUUGCAGGUGUUAUUGGCGCUGUUAGUGGAUAUGUAGUCGGCUACUUCUUCAACGAAUGGAUCUACAGACACUACCAAUCCAAGAACAACAUGGCCCUCGGAAACAAAACCAGCACAAACGACGAACUGGGCAGAAUAGCCUCCGAAAACAGCAGUCUCCAAGUCGCCGAUGCGCUCGUCUCUUUCUCUACUCAUCAUGAUGGCGGUGAGCAACACCAAAUGACAUCGUCGGCAUCACCAGGGUGGAGACCAGAGUACAGACUCCACGGCGUCUGGAUCCCCGUCGCCAGUUUGGCAGCUGGUCUAGUCACGUACGGGCUGACCUUGAACUUUGAGAAAUCCUGGCUGGGACUUGCGUUUGGUUGGGUUAUGGUUAAUUUGGCAUACGUCCUCGAGAAAUACCCCUCGCACUCCACCACCGUAAGCGCAAUACUCAACAUGUGGCGCACCUGCGGCGGGKUUUCGGUGGGCUAUUUCCAGGCUAGUUGGAUUGCGCGCAAUGGGGUGGGCGUUGUGUUUGGAGUUCAGGCGGCUGUUGUGGUGGCUGGGGCUAUAGUGUUUGUUGUGCCUGUUUUUGUGUUUUCGAGAAGGAACGGGUGGGCUUGA
This is a messenger RNA of Talaromyces amestolkiae, 1575 nucleotides long. RefSeq lists its product as uncharacterized. The record is from RefSeq and is a predicted model, not a curated record. The coding region runs from base 1 to 1575 and encodes 524 amino acids. Gene Ontology annotation, molecular function: transmembrane transporter activity. NCBI's taxonomy places the organism in Eukaryota, Fungi, Ascomycota, Eurotiomycetes, Eurotiales, Trichocomaceae. The transcript has 6 exons. Gene Ontology annotation, biological process: transmembrane transport.